Xyrauchen texanus (razorback sucker) is the source of this 2669-nucleotide messenger RNA. RefSeq lists its product as uncharacterized. The transcript has 5 exons. The coding region runs from base 139 to 699 and encodes 186 amino acids. NCBI's taxonomy places the organism in Eukaryota, Metazoa, Chordata, Actinopteri, Cypriniformes, Catostomidae. The record is from RefSeq and is a predicted model, not a curated record.
UAAACGUGUUACAUGGCGUCACAGGGCUGCAUUAUAAGAGCGGUGCUGCCAUGAAGUUGCUCAUUCGAUCAGGCACUUGAUGCAGAACUUUGAGGACGGGAAAAUAAAUCGAUCUGAACUCCAGCUGAGGCCUCCAAAAUGAAAUACAAAGUUAGACCAGCACGGUUCCAAACCAGUCGUGGAAAGUAUGUGUACAUUCAACGCAAGCGCAAGGCAGCAACUUAUCAGAUGAUCGAGGAUAAUUGUCAGAUCACUGACUAUGGAAACUGUGGUAAAGUCACUGUGUAUGAGGUGAAAGAAGAUAACCUCAAAAUGGCUUUCUGCUUUGAGGUGGAAAAUAAGUCAAUUUUCCCCAUUGUUAUUAAAGCAGACUCUGGUAGUAGGGGUGAAAUCAACUUUAAGGUAUUGGAAGGAGAAAAGAAGUUUACUCUUGACAAAACCUUCUUCUUUCAAUGGGGUGAAAAAGAGGUAGAUGACUGGAAGAGCUUAAAGUCAAUAGCUGAACCUAACACGUACCUGGGCAUUAACAAGGGCAAAGUGGUCACUUGUUCUCAAUGCUUCCCCUGUUUUAAAUUGGACAAAUUAGAAAAUGAGGAACCAAAAAAUCUAAGAGGCAAACCACGAAGAUUGUUAAAACGCUUUGCAGUUAAGGGAGAGCUGAAAACUUUUCGCAACAUUUCAUCAACAAAAGGGUCCUAAUCCGUUUGUAUCAACUACUCUAUCCUUUUCUUUGAGGGAACCAGGAUGUUGAGAGUUUCAAGUGCAAACGCAGCAUUUUCUUUGUGGUGUUUUAAGGCAUGCCAUUUUGUCCCUUCUGCCCCAGUUUUCCUUUUUGUCAUAAUCUACUAAUUAUUACUGAAAUAGAGUUAUUAAAUAUAUAAUUAGGACAAAUGAUGCAUUAUCUAUUAUGUCCAAGAGACAAGUAUUAAACAAAAUAUAUAGGGUACAAUGGGUCUAAAGGUGCACCUUUAGGAAAAACUUUUUUUUGUGGUUACAAAGUGUGUCAAGGAAAAUAAUACAUGAAGCUUAUUAAAUAUCAGGGAGCAACAUAUUUUGUGUGAAAAGAAAUAAUAACAGAAGGUUGUUGUGAUAAACAUUUUUUUUAAGAGGGCCUGGGUCGCUUAGUGAGUAAAGACGCUGACUACCACCCCUGGAGUCACGAGUUCGAAUCCAGGGUGUGCUGAGUGACUCCAGCCAGGUCUCCUAAGCAACCAAAUUGGCCCGGUUGCUAGGGUGUAUAGAGUCACAUGGGGUAACCUCGUCGUGGUUGCUAUAAUACGGUUCUCGCUCUCGGUGGGUUUUUCCGCUAAUGUGAAUCGCAUUUGGCAUGCCAUGACAUCUUAAGUAUUCUAUGAACAAAUUAAUCUCCAUUGUGAUUGGAUCAUUCAAUGUGAGCCCACUUUGAACAUCGUUCAUAAUAAAUCUAUUCCCCCAUUAAAGAAAAACAAUGUGUUUAAUUUGGGCCUUUAGCCACUGCAACAGGAGGCUUUUUACCACAAUAACUGUCCUUUUACUUAUUGGACUGUUAUUAAACAACUUUUUGAUUUAAACACCUUGAACAAAUAAGUAUUUUGCUUCAAAAUAAAUGUGUUUCUUUUUAUAAAAACAAAUUUGCCAGGAUUAUACAGGACCUUGAUUUGUUACAAAAUUAAUAAAAAGAAGACCUCUUUGUUUAGUUUUUUACAUUUUAAAUGGUAAAUGUGCCUUGCAUUACUAUUUAUUCAUUUGCACUCAUAAAUUACAUUAAACAUGUAUAUUUCUAUUGGGUUUAGCAAAACAAACAAACAAACACAAAUAACAAUAGAGUAUUGAAAGGCACCCUCCAUGAACCAGUUAGAACUUAGUCAAGGGUUACCUCUGGUGGUGAGGGAGUGGAGAUGCAGGCUCAGAUGUCGCACUGAUGUUGCACAAUGCUUUAUAUUAUCUGAUUCAAGUUCUGCUCACUUAGACAAGGUAAAGCAUUUGAGCACUUAAGGGCGACUUCUGUUGUGUUUUGUACAUACGCAGUGGGUGUAGCCUAUAUAUGCUUCAUCUGAUGCAUUAUUCCUUUUCUCUUAUUAAUAUGCACAUCUAUCAAAAAAGCAGAAACAGCUCAAAUAACUAGAGAAAUAAUCAAUAACAAACUUACACUUCUGCUGUAUAUAUGACCUACUAAAGAUUGUAUUUUUAUACACUGGCAGACAAAAGUUUGGAAUAAUGUGCAAAUUUUGCCGUUUCGGAUGGAAAUUGUUUCUGUAAUUCUCCAAAGUGGCAUUCAACUGAUCACAAAGUAUAGUCAGGACAUUACUGAUGUAAAAAAGCACCAUCACUAUUUGUAAAAGUCAUUUUUGAUUAAAUCUAGAAGGGCCCAAUUUCCAGCAGAGAUCACUCAACACCUUAUCCUUAAAUAAUCAAGCUAAAUUGCUAAUUUGGUACUAGAAAAUCACUUGCCAUUAGAUCAAACACAGUUGAAAGCUAUUUUGUUUGUUAAAUGAAGCUUAAUAUUGUCUUUGUUUUUGAGUUGUCACAGUAUGCAAUAGACUGUCUUAAGGUCAAUAUUAGGUAAAAAAAAAAAUUAAAAAAAGAAAGAAACAGCUUUCUCUAGAAACUUGUCAGUCAAUCAUUGAUUUGAGGAAUGAAGUCUAUACAAUGCUUGAAACUGGCCAAAAAAAUAAAACAUUUUCAUACAG